Molecule: messenger RNA, 4802 nt
Organism: Chinchilla lanigera (long-tailed chinchilla)
Lineage: Eukaryota; Metazoa; Chordata; Mammalia; Rodentia; Chinchillidae
Gene: Syne3
Product: spectrin repeat containing, nuclear envelope family member 3
Exons: 18
Coding region: 662-3595 (977 amino acids)
Biological process (GO): nuclear migration
Cellular component (GO): nuclear outer membrane; cytoplasm; meiotic nuclear membrane microtubule tethering complex
Molecular function (GO): actin filament binding
Source: RefSeq, a predicted model, not a curated record
ACAGUCUCUUGGAAGCCUUGGCCGGGGGCCAGAGAAAAACCUGAGCCUGCUUCCCACCGUAAAAGGGCCUGGGGCAGAUCACAUCCUUCUAGUUUUGCAAGUUGCAUCCCUCGUUAGCGGCUCGCCCCAGCUGCCAAGGAUGUAAUUACCUGGGAACAGAUAAGCGCAGGAGAUGGAUGUUCAAAGUGUGCUGCACGCAGUUGGAUGCUGGACGGCAUUCACUGCCUCACCUUUCUAGGAGAAGAGAGAGCAGGCCAGGUGCAAGGCCUCCCAGCCACCCAACAGUGGGAGUUUGGCAGGAGGCGUGUGGAGGAAGCCCUCGACCAAAGGCAACUGUUACUGGGAGGCAGGAGAUAAGGUCCGGCGGCUCGGAGCCAGCGCAGAGGCUGGAGCCCGGGAGCAGGGAUUGGCCCAGCAGUGGGAGGGUGUGCUGACCCGGGCCUGGGAGAGGGGCCGGGCCGCGGGGGAGCCCGCACAUUCUUGGGUUUGUGGGAGGUUCCCAUUCUGUGCGAUUCACGUUCCUCGUGGCCUGGGAUCACGGUGCGGAGGGGGACGAACAGGGUGCCUCCCCCACCGAGGCGGCCGAUGGGCGUCCCUUUCUUCUCGGACUUCCUGUCUCCGGAGGGGCGCCCCUGCCUGUGCCCCGGCUUGGCUCGGUGCCAUGACCCAGCAGCCACAGGAGGGCUUCGACAGGAGCGUGGAGGAGGCCCGCGCAUGGAUGCAGGCGGUGCAGGAGCGGCUGCAGGUCAAUGACAACACCCAGGGGCCCCUGGAGGCCCUGGAGGCCAGGCUGCAGGAGACUGAGAAGCUCUGCCGGCUGGAGCCCGAGGGGCAGGUGAAGGUGGAUCUGGUGCUGCAAGCAGCUGAAAUCCUCCUGGCAUGCUGCCUCGAGGACCAGCGACCCGAGAUCCUGGCCCUGCUGAGGGACCUCAAGGACCAAUGGGAGGAGACCGUUACCUACAUGACUCACUGUCACAGCCGCAUCGAGUGGGUCUGGCUGCACUGGAGGGAGUACUUGCUGGCCCGUGGCGAGUUCUACCGCUGGUUUCAGAAGAUGGUGGUCACGCUGGAGCCCCCAGCUGAGCUGCAGCUGGGCCUGAAGGAGAAGCAGUGGCAACUGAGUGAUGCCCAGGUGGUGCUGCACAAUGUGAAGAACCAGGCCGAGCUCUUAGACAGGCUGCUGGAGGAGGCAGCCUCCCUGUUCAACAGGAUCGGGGACCCCAGUGUGGACGAAGAUGCGCAAAAGAAGAUGAAAGCGGAGUACGACACGGUGAAGGCCAAAGCCCAGGACCGCGUGGACCUGCUGGCGAGGGUGGCCCAAGAGCAUGAGGAGUACCAGGCGGGCGUGGAUGAGUUCCAGCUGUGGCUGAGGGCAGCAGGGGAGAAGGUGCAGGCCUGCACGGGCAAUGGUUGCCAGCUGUCCACUGAGCUCCGCCUCUCCGCACUGCAGGACAUUGCCAAGGAUUUCUCCCAGGGUGAGGCGUCUUUGAGGAGGCUGGAGGCAUCGUCUGAGGGCGUCAUACAGAACACCUCUCCCUUGGGGGCAGAGAAGAUCACCAGGGAACUGGAGGAGAUGCGGAAGGCCCUGGAGAAGCAGCGGGGCCUCUGCGAGGAGGAGGAGGCGCAGCUGCGGGACCUGCUCUCAUCCAAGGGUGCCCGUGAACAGCAGCUCCGGCGGCUGGAGGCUGAGCUUGGAGAGUUCCGGAAGGGCCUCGAGAGGCUGGCCCAGGGCGGGCUGGAGCCCUCAGCGAUGGCAGCAGCAGCAGGGACUGAAAAUGAGCUGGUGGCCCGCUGGAGGCUCUACUCAGCGUCCCGGGCAGCUCUGGCCUCAGAGGAGCCGCGGGUGGACCGGCUGCAGGCCCAGCUGAAGGAGCUCGUCGCCUUCCCCGACCUGCAGCCACUCUGUAACAGUGUGGUGGCCGCCAUCCAGGAAUAUAAGAGCAUGAAGGGGAGGAGCACCAAGCUGUGCAAUGCCACCAGGGUGGAGCUGUGGCAGCAUUUCCAGCGACCCCUCCAUGAUCUGCAGCAGUGGCGGGCCCUGGCCCAGCGGCUCCUGGAUGUCACCGACAGCCUGCCAGACCUGCCUUCCGUCCACACCUUCCUGCCCCAGAUCAAGGCGGCCCUGGUGGAAAGCUCCCGCCUGAAGGAGCAGCUGGCGGCGCUGCAGCUGAAGCCGGAUCUGCUGAGCGGCAUCUUUGGCCCAGAGAGAGCCUCAGACCUCCUGGCGCAGGUGGCGAGCUGCAUGCAGGACAGAGAUGCGCUGCAUAGCAGCCUCCUGCAGAGGAAGGGCAAGCUGCAGAGUUUGCUUGCUCAGCACAAAGACUUUGGGGCUGCUUUCACGCCCCUGCAGAGGAAGCUGCUAGACCUCCAGGCCAGGCUUCAGGCGGAGAAAGGGCUUCAGCGGGACCUUCCCGGAAAGCAGGCCCAGCUCCUGCGGUUGCAGGGCCUGCAGGAAGAGGGGCUGGAGCUGGAGGUGCAGGUGGAGGCCGUGAGGUGUCUCGCCCAGGAGGAUUCCAGUCACCAGCACAAAAUGGACCAGCUUUCCUCUGACUACCGGGCCCUGCGCAGGUCCCUGGAGGACCUCUUGGGCAGGUGUCAGCAGAGCGUGCGGGAGCACUGCGCCUUCAGCCACCAGCUGCUAGAGCUGCAGCAGUGGGUCACCAUGGUCACACAGAUGCUGGAGUCGCACCGAGGGGACGAGGGCCCGUGGAAUGCCGAGUCCCGAGAGGCUGGGGUAGAGACCCUGCUGGCUGAGCUCCCGGAGAGGGAGGCCAGCCUGGCCCUGGUGGAGGCGCACGGCCGGUUGGUGAUGGAGAAGUCUUCUCCAGAAGGUGCGGCCGAGGUCCAGAGGGAGCUGCAGGAGCUGGCUGAGUCCUGGCAGGCUCUGCGGCUGCUGGAGGAGGAAGUGCUGAGCCUCAUCCGAAAUCGGCAGCUGCAAAGCACGGAGGUGGACUCUGGGAAGAGGCUGGUUUUCACCAACAACAUCCCAAAGUCGGGCUUUCUCAUCGACCCCCUGAAUCCUAUCCCCAGGCGGCGGCACAGGGCAAAUCUGCCUGAGGAGGGCGAAGGCAGCCAUGAAGGUUUCUCCCAGCUCCUGAGGAACUUUGACCAGUGGCUGCAGGUGGAAAAUUCCAAGCUGGUUAGAAUCAUUGCGAUGAGAGCCACCUCGGCCAGCGAUGUGAGGACCAGAGAGGCAAAGCUGCAGGAGCUGCAGGCACGAGUCCCAGAAGGCCAGCGUCUCUUUGAGAAUCUCCUUCAUCUCAGGCCCUCGAGGGCAUCCUCCGAGGAGCUGGAAGACCUGCGCUACCGCUGGAUGCUGUACAAGUCCAAGCUCAAGGACGCUGGCCACCUGCUGCUGCCGGGUUCUCCAGGGGAGCCGAGCGGAUUCCAGACGGCGCGGUGGGGGCGCGGCCCGUGCUCCCUGCUCCGGAAGGCGUGCUGUGUGGCGCUCUGGUUGCUGCUGCUGCUCCUGCUCCUUCUGCUGCUGCUCUUCCUGCUGCCGGCCGGCGAGGAGGCCCGCGGCUGCACCCGGGCCAACAACUUCGCCAGCUCCUUCAUGCUCAUGCUGCACUACGACGGCCCCCCGCCCACCUAGCCCGCCGCGGGCGCGUGGUGACCUUCUCUUCCGACCUCCAGCAGUCCCGGGGCUUCUCCGAAGGUGUCCAGCUGGGGAAACUGGAGACGGUGGACCAGAGACUGCAGAGCUGCCUCGGCGUAGACACUGCGGCUGGGACCCCGGGACACCCUUCCUUUUUAUACAACGUUGUCUUCGUCUAUUUAUACCAUGUGCGGCUAGCGGAACAUGUACAGAAUUUUUAUAUGCUUGCUAUGUAAAGGCCCAGUACGUAUAGUUUUAUAUAUAUAGGAUGUCUGUUUGUAGUUGGGGACAUCCCUCCCUAGCGUUUUCUCCUGUGGGGUUUUGUGGGCUUUGUGCCUUGGCCUGCGGUCAGCCCCAGAAAGCAGGAACAAUUCCUAUCACUUUGGGGGCAGCCUCUUACCCGGAAGCCAACCCCUAACCCAGAUGGAGUGAGGAGCCCAACGGCCCCUGGUCCGGAGCCUGGAGGCUCUCACUCUAGGCGGUGAGAUGGUUUUUAAACCACAAAGGCUUGGUGUAUGGGUUAGAAGGAGAAAUGGGCAUGACCAGAGGCAGGCAUGGUGACAGGGAGACAGAUGGGGCAGGAGCUCGAUGUCUUCUGAUGGUUCACGCCAGCGUGGGCGUGCCGCACUGAUCAGGGCCUUCAGGAAGGUUUUACGUGAUGGCCGUGCGGGGAUUCUGUCUGGGGAGGAAGGGGAAGGAGGUCGACUUGGUUUCUCAUUUCCAUGCAGAAGGGGCAGACUUGGGAGCCCCUGAGAGUCCAGGGAGCCUGGUCACCUCUGUGACUGCACUAAGCUCACUGCGUCUGGAACGCGAGCUGAGGGGGAGAGGAAGCACCUGCCGCACAGCCGCCAGAGCCCAAGGGCCUGGCCUGGAGCCCGAGCUGCCUCGAGAGCUCUUCUUCCCCUUCCCAGAAGGGACUUGGGAGUAAGGCAGGUCCUUUAGGCCAAGAAUGUCCCGCCCGCACCCCCACAUGGGCCCAAGGCCCAGGCCACCUCAUCUGGCUGCAGCCUGGCCUGGGCGAGGUGGGAAGGGGCCGGGGUGACUCCAUGCUGGGCCCAAAGGCUGGAAGCUUGGCUUCUCCUUGCACAGAACUCUGGAUUGUUCCUAAGGGCUUUAAAAUGGGAUCGCAGACAGGCAUGGUGGCACAAAUCUGUAAUCCCAGCACCCUAGGAGGCUGAGGCAGGAGGAUUGCAAAGUUGGAGCC